Ceratitis capitata (Mediterranean fruit fly) is the source of this 996-nucleotide messenger RNA. RefSeq lists its product as uncharacterized. The coding region runs from base 1 to 996 and encodes 331 amino acids. NCBI's taxonomy places the organism in Eukaryota, Metazoa, Arthropoda, Insecta, Diptera, Tephritidae. The transcript has 3 exons. The record is from RefSeq and is a predicted model, not a curated record.
AUGAUUUGGCGCUCGAAUGUGGAUUGGGACGAGUUGGUUACGCCUAAAGUUGCGGCUGACUGGUUAACAUAUAGGCGUGAACUGCAGCUACUCUCAAAGCUCAAGAUAAGUCGCUGGCUUGGUAUGUGCUCGAGUGCUGACGAGGAAUUCCACGUCUUCACUGACGCAUCGGAGGCUGCUUAUACUGCCGCUAUUUAUUGCCGUACUAAAACAGAUAAAGACGAGGUGAAAGUUGUGUUGAUCGCUGCGAAAACUAGGGUAGCGCCUCUAAAAACGACGUCGCUACCUCGUUUGGAACUUUGUGCGGCUCAUUUAGGUGCAAGGUUAGUUCGCCAAAUACAAACAAGUUUUGGCCAUAAACUCGAAAAUCUGUAUGCGUGGACCGACUCCAUGAUAACGCUGGCGUGGUUGCAAGGAAUGCCGAGCCGGUGGUCAGUAUUUGUGGCAAAUCGUGUUGCGGAUGUACAAGAGGUCCUACCGGCAUCAAAAUGGAGACAUGUCGUUUCUGAGCUUAAUCCCGCAGAUUGUGCGUCGCGGGGCAUAAAUCCCUCACAGUUAAUCACUCAUCCGUUGUGGUGGACGGGACCGAACUGGCUUCGUAAAACUGAUCGCUUUUGGUGUAAACCUUCUGUUCAACAUAAUACGGACCUCGAGCAAAAACCUGGCAAGACGACAUCGCAUGUAACGCAUACCGUUGAUGAAUUAAGUAAGCCUAUACCUAUGCGCAGUAGUCUUGUUCGUCUUCAACCGUUCCUAGAUGCCGAAGGCAUUCUCCGAGUUGGUGGUCGCAUCAAGAACGCUUCGUGCUCCAAUGAUAUUCGAAACCCGAUGAUAUUGCCGAAAAGAUCGUCCCUCGCAAGGUUAAUCGCUGCUGAACUCCACAUUACCAUGUUACACGCUGGUCCUCAAAUGAUUCAAGCCGCAAUGCAGCGCCGUUUCUGGGUUCCUGGAAAUACUGGUGGUGAAUCAAGAAGAAUGAAAAUCGGUGCCAAUUGA